AUGGAAGAAGCUCUCGCAAAUCAACAAACUGGUUGCUAUUCAGUUGCUCGAGCUCUCGACAAUUUUAAGAAGAUCGGUCGGUCAAAUCUGACGGCCGCCAAAAUUCGCUCGCGAAUGACGAGCUUACAAGACACGUGGACACAAUGUGUGCGCAAUCACGCGACACUGCUGCAGCUUGUUCCUGACGAGAAGCAAGUUUCAAUUCACUACUUCAAAAAGGAGACCUUUGCCUUCCACGAGGACCUCUAUCAAUCAGCUAUGGACUACAUGAACGAGUGCUUGGAGGAGCUGGUUCCUGUCGUAAGUCGUGAAACCUCUUUCAACGCUUCGUUCGCGCAUACAGACUCUGCGUCAUUAUCGGUCAAACAUCUUCCUCCCAUUAAACUGCCGCCGUUCACCGGUAAGUUUGAGGAGUGGGAGACUUUUCGCGAUCGGUUUCAAUCGCUUAUUAUAGACAAUCGCGAAUUAUUGAACUUCAGUCGCAUGCAUUUUUUAGUGUCGAGUUUAACAGGCUCAGCUCGCGAUGCGAUAUCAGGUAUUAAAGUCACCGCGGAUAACUUCUUGGUUGCGUGGAAAGCAUUAACAGCGCGUUUUGAAAAUAAGCGCCGAUUAAUUGAGACUCACAUUUCGAACUUGUACAAUCUUCCGAAAAUGACUCGUGAGUCAGCUGUCGAGCUUCACGCCUUACGCGAUAAAGCCGAACAAGCGAUCUCAACAUUGCAACGUCUUAAUCGUUCGCCGGACGAUAUAGUCAGCGACAUGUUAGUUUAUUUUCUCUCUCAGAAGUUUGAUCCUGCCACGCGCCGUGCGUGGAAGUUAAAAACGAGCGAUAACGAAAAUCCGCCAACAUACAAAGAAGUAUUAAAAUUUAUUUUGUCGCGCGCUCUCGCGUUAGAGGAACUUUACCCUCGCGAUAACGACAAGACCAAGUCACAUGCGAAGAUGACUAGCGCAACAGCGACUGCGUCAUCUAAUAUAGUGUGUUCAAUGUGCAAGCAAUCGCACAUUCUCUCAAAAUGUCCGCAAUUUGUAGCAAAGAGUCCGAUUCAGCGACGCGAAUUGGUUAAGAAAUUUCGACGAUGUUUCAAUUGUUUGAGUGAUAAACACAUGUCGAUCAAUUGUCAAAGUAAUUUCACAUGUCGAACAUGUAAUAAACGACAUCAUUCUAUGAUUCAUCUCGAUUCGGACUCAUUGCAACAAGUUACAAAUGCGAAUAAUACGUCAAACGCGAAUGACGUCAUCAACAACGUGCCUAACGUUACGGCACUCUCAUCAGUUACAAUGACAACUGCGCCGACUCCUGUUGUCUUAUCUACUGCAAAGGUGAAUUUGCAGGCGCCUUCUGGACGCUCAUUGGUUGUCAGAGCCUUGAUUGACGGUGGAUCAGAGCUCACGUUUGUGACGGAGCGUGUUGCUCAAAUAUUACGUCUUAAGCGUAUACGAACGCUUACUUCAACGUCGGGAAUAAGCUACGCUGACACCGGCAUUAACGAGGUAUGCUCCCAAAACGCUUCGCAAUCGCAAGAUUGGAAACAUAUUUCCAAUCUAGAAUUGGCUGACGAUGAUCCUACCGGAUCAACACCGAUUGAUCUCAUAAUAGGAUCCGAUUUAUAUAAUCACGUACUCGUUCACGUACGUAACGGACCGCUCGGUCAACCAGGUGCAAUUGAAUCGCAUUUCGGAUGGAUCCUAUCCGGAACAACCUCUAUCCCAAAUCACGUGACACAACCCUCUCAUGUGGUAACUUCAACUCUCGUAAUUCCGCCUAUUGAGGAUGCGAGUCGCGUCGUGCAAUCAACUCAGUUAAAUCAACGUUACAGUGUUGUCGUUCAUUGUUGUUCUUUCGAAAAUCAAUUGUCUAAAUUCUGGGAGGCAGAAGAAACACCUCAAUCAAUUGAAAUGUCUCCAGAUGACGAACAAUGCGAAGAACAUUUCAAACAAACGCAUUCGAGAACAUCGGAUGGGAGAUAUAUCGUGCGUCUGCCGUUUCGAAACGGCCCACCCAUCGAAAUCGGUGAAUCUCGCGAAAUAGCCGCGCGUCGGCUUUCGUCGUUACUUCGGAGAAUUAAUAAUCAACCUGCGAUUAAGCAGGAGUAUUCUGAGUUCAUGAGCGAAUACGCACAGUUGAAUCAUAUGAAAGUAAUCGCACCGGUGGAUUCAGUAAAUUCACAAGUCGUGUACAUCCCUCAUCAUCCGGUCAUUCGAGAGACUAGUUCGACAACUCGGUUGAGAGUCGUAUUUGACGCCUCAUGCACAAUCUCUAACGGUACCUCGCUCAAUUCUCACAUGUUUACUGGGCCUAAACUACAGUUAAAUCUGCAAUCGGUUUUAUUACGUUGGCAACAGCACAAAUACGUUUACUCCGCAGACAUAGCGAAAAUGUAUAGACAAAUAUUGGUCGACUCGCGAGAUAGAGAUUAUCAACGCAUCCUAUGGAUAGAUGAAAAUUCGAAUAUUCAAGAACAUCAACUCCUUACGGUAACAUACGGUACGGCUUCAGCACCGUUUUUAGCUCUUCGAGUCAUUAAUCAGUUAAACGAUGAUGAAGGAAGCUCGUUUCCACUAGCAUCUGCGGUUUUAAGCGAGAACGUCUAUGUGGACGACGUGCUGUUUGGGGCCGAAGAUAUGCCUCUCCUUAAACAGACUCGAGAUCAAGUUUGCAAAUUGUUGAAACGCGGUGGAUUCUAUCUUCGCAAAUGGGCGAGUAACAAACCGGAGUUGCUCUCAGAUAUUUCAUCGGAUCAUCACGGGCUCGCACAGCUUAAAUUAUUCGAGACUGACAACAAUUUGAAAGUUCUCGGUAUUUUUUGGAAUCCGACGCACGAUUGUUUCCAGUUUCAAAUUGAAUUACCACAGACUCUCCCUUCUACAAAACGAACGAUUCUCUCUACCAUAGCCAGAAUAUUCGAUCCACUUGGAUGGGUCACACCCGUGGUUCUCAAAGCGAAAGUUUUUAUGCAGAAAUUAUGGCGACACAAAGUAGGCUGGGACGACAAUCUCUCAGAAGAUCUUCUUUCACAAUGGAGAGUGAUUUAUAAAUCACUUCCUUAUAUCAAAAGCAUAAAACUUAGUCGCUGGAUUGGAUGCGAUUCAGAUACCAAGAGCAUCGAGUUACACGGUUUCGCGGAUGCUUCCCAAGUAGCUUACGCCGCAGUAGUUUUUUUGAGAGUCACAACAUUAUCCGGUCAUACAACUGUUUCGCUCCUCGCUGGGCGAUCUAAAGUCGCGCCUAUCAAACCGCUGACAAUCCCUCGAUUAGAAUUGUCAGCUGCGGUCUUAUUAGCGCGCCUAAUUGAAUUCAUAAGAAAAUCUCUUCAUUUACCAAAAUGCCAGUCCAUUGUUGGACAGAUUCGAGAUGAUUGGCCCACAUUCACAAGAACGCCGAUAGACGAAACACAUUUAGAAGAAAAAUCGUGUCAAGUGCAUCAAGUUAACGCUAAUGAACCGUGGAAUCUCACUACUCGAUAUUCAUGGUGGCCGAAAUUAAUACGUAUUACCGCCUACAUUUACCGUUUCAUAAGGAAGUGUAGAAAGAAACACACAAUAGGAUCGAACAACAAGUCUCAAUCUCACGCUCUUACUACAGUUGAAUUCAACAAAGCACGAAACUUCUGGCUGAACUUCAUUCAGUUAGAACUAUUCGAAAACGAGCUCCAUAAUUUAAAGUCAAACAAACCGUUGCCUACUCACAGUCCAAUUCUCUCAUUAAAUCCGUUCCUGGAUUUUGACGGUCUAAUUUGCGUUGGGAGGCGAUUAGAACACUCGUCAUUAUCUUUCCAGUCCAAGCAUCCAAUCUUAUUAGCCAACCAUACGAUCACUACCAUGAUCAUCCGUUAUACGCAUGUUGUAUCUCUCCAUACCGGUCUUCAAUCCACUCUUUCAAAACUUAGACAAGAGUUUUGGAUUUUGAGAGCAAGAAGUCUAGUAAAGUCGGUUAUUUAUAAAUGUGUUCCGUGUACAAGAGAAAAGGCUCAAGUAGCUAGUCAGCUGAUGGGCCAGCUACCUACGAGUCGUGUUUCGGCGCCCUCUCGAGCGUUUCUACAUAGCGGUGUCGACUACGCCGAACCAGUCUUCACACGUGCUUCAGCCGGCCGAGGAAUUACCUCGCGAAAGGCCUACAUAGCACUCUUUAUUUGUUUAGCCACACGCGCUAUUCAUCUCGAACUGGUUAGUGAUUACUCGACUGCUGCCUUUCUUAACGCUUUUCAAAGAUUUUGUGCGCGACGUGGAUUACCAGAGGUCAUGUACUCGGACAAUGGUACUACGUUCGCAGGAGCAGACAAGGAGUUGUCGCAAGCGUAUCGAGACGCUCAAAGCGAUGUUAACUUUCUCAACUUUAUCGUGUCAGAUAACAUCACAUGGAGUUUUAUCCCUCCCCAUGCUCCACACUUCGGUGGAUUGUGGGAGGCAGGGGUCAAAAGCGUUAAAUACCACCUUCGUAGGAUAUUAGGAAAUCACACCCUCACUUUCGAGGAACUUACUACCGUGCUUUGUAAAGUUGAAGCAUGCUUAAAUUCAAGGCCCCUGUGUCCAUUGACUGAUUCGAUUGACGACUUUGAAUUUCUCACUCCGGGUCACUUUUUGAUUGGAUCGGCAAUCACAAUCAAUCCAGAACCUUCUGUUCUGCAAAUCAAUGAAAACAGACUGUCACGGUGGCAGUUGUUGCGACAGAUCACGGAGCGUUUUUGGAAGCAUUGGCACGCCGACUAUAUUAACACGCUUCAACAGCGAACUAAGUGGCGAAAGGCAAAGUCACUUAUCCAUAUCGGUUCCAUGGUUCUGAUUCAAAAUCCUCUUCUUCCUCCUUGCAAAUGGGAACUCGGACGCGUAAUCCACUGUCGACCAGGCUCUGACGGAUUAAUUCGAGUAGUCUCCGUCAAAACAGCGAACUCGGAAUAUACGCGUCCCAUAACUAAGUUAUGUGUGCUUCCAAUCGACGUUGAUUCUGACGAUUCCAUCGAGGAUCAGCCUCGAGUGUCAAGCAAUUAA
Nylanderia fulva is the source of this 4989-nucleotide messenger RNA. The record is from RefSeq and is a predicted model, not a curated record. Lineage: Eukaryota; Metazoa; Arthropoda; Insecta; Hymenoptera; Formicidae.